Ceratina calcarata is the source of this 1897-nucleotide messenger RNA. Its product is annotated as putative cytochrome P450 6a14. The coding region runs from base 186 to 1691 and encodes 501 amino acids. The transcript is spliced from 5 exons. Lineage: Eukaryota; Metazoa; Arthropoda; Insecta; Hymenoptera; Apidae. The record is from RefSeq and is a predicted model, not a curated record. Gene Ontology annotation, molecular function: heme binding; monooxygenase activity; oxidoreductase activity, acting on paired donors, with incorporation or reduction of molecular oxygen.
AAAGACUGGCGCAUUACAAGUAUGACCUCAGAACUUAACAGUAAUUGUGGAUGAGUGGAAAGAUGAUUACAGUUUAGAGGAAUGCGACGAGAAACGUGUUUUAUAGUGUUCUAUUUCUAUUAUUAAAACAUUUUUUAUUUAUGUGGAGUGUAAAUUGAGAGCAGUGAAAAGUUUAAUUAAAAACAAUGUCUUGGCCAGUGUUAGAGACGCUUGGCUUCGUUGCCGCAGUAUUAUUCCUGGUUUAUCGUUAUUUCGUGUCGAAGUUAGCGUUCUGGCAGAAGCGAGGGGUCAGUGGACCAAACCCUUCCCUAUUAUGGGGAAAUUUUAAGGAUGUGUUUUUGGGAAAGAUAUCGUUCAGUAAAGUCCUUGAGGAUGCAUAUUAUAACUACAGAGAUGAGUCGAUGGUAGGACUAUACGCAGGACACAAGCCAAUUUUGGUUUUGAGGAACCCAGACUUGAUAAAGGAUGUUCUUAUUAAAGAUUUUCCAAAAUUCGUCGACAGGUCAUUCAAACCAACGCCGGAGAUGGAACCAUUGUCAAUGCACCUCUUCAGGUUGGAAGCGGAGAGAUGGAAGCCCUUGAGGUCUCGGCUCUCGCCAGUCUUCACCUCGGGAAAGUUGAAGGAGAUGUUUCACUUGUUGCUAGAGUGCGCGGAUCUCUUUGAAAAAUAUUUGGACGACGUGGUAGCCAAAGGCGAGCUGGUCGAGUGCCGCGACGUUUCUGCGAAAUUCACUACCGACGUGAUCGGUUCCUGCGCGUUCGGCAUCGAGGUGAACGCGCUAAAGGCUGAAGACAGCGAGUUUCGCAAGAUGGGCAAGAAAAUUUUCGAAUCCAGCUUCAAAGGCACGAUCAGAAACAGAGUGAGGGAUUACCCAUUCCUGCAUAAAUUCCUAGGCCCCUUUUUGAUCGACCACGAACUCAUAAAUUUCUUCAUGAACAUCACUAAGGAAACUAUCGAUUAUAGGAUUAAGCACAACGUGCGUAGACACGACUUCAUUGACGUUUUAGUAGACUUGAAACAAAAUCCAGGGAAACUUAAUCUUAAAGAAGUUGACGAUGUGUUUUUAACUGCACAAUCCUUCGUCUUCUUCGCUGCUGGUUUCGAAACCUCCUCGAUAACAAUUGCGAAUACUUUGUAUGAACUCGCGCUGAAUCAAACUAUACAAGACAAAGUUCGUGCAGAAAUCAAGGAAGUUUUAGAGAAGACUAACGGCAAGAUUACGUACGACUGUAUAAGGGAAAUGAAAUAUUUGGAUGCUUGUUUCCAAGAAACGUUGAGGAAAUAUCCAGUGCUGUUGUGGCUCUCGAGAACAUCGAUGUCCGAUUACACGUUCUCGGACACGAAAGUUACAAUCCCAAAGGAUGUGCAAGUAUUUUUACCUGUUUUCGCGAUUCAAAGGGAUCCGGAAAUUUUUCCAAAUCCAGAAACUUACGAUCCUGAAAGAUUUACGGGUGACAACGCUACGGGCAGACAUCCGAUGUACUAUUUGCCGUUCGGAGACGGCCCAAGAAAUUGCAUUGGUGCCAGAUUCGCCAAGAACCAAUCGAAAGUGGCAAUAAUUAAAAUUCUGUCAAAAUUCAAAGUUGAACCUUGCGAGAAGACUUGCAUGACGUAUGAGCUUGAUAAAAGAGCAUUAUUCCUCUUGCAGCCGACGCAUGGUAUCUACGUGAAAAUGACAGCCUUGAAGUGAAAAAGUAUUUAUAUAAUGAUGUUAGAUGUUAGAUACAUUUCAUUUUAUAAUUUCUCUUAUUUUUUAUACUGUUAAAUACGUUUACUUGUAAUUAGGUUUUUUUUUGUUGAAUUAAAGAUUCAUGAUCACUGAUUAUGUGCACGUACACUGGAUGUAAUAUUUUCGACUAAUUUUGUGCAAAGAAUAAAACUAAUUGGAAUAUAUUA